This is a messenger RNA of Verticillium dahliae VdLs.17, 1203 nucleotides long. Its product is annotated as glucose N-acetyltransferase. Lineage: Eukaryota; Fungi; Ascomycota; Sordariomycetes; Glomerellales; Plectosphaerellaceae. The coding region runs from base 1 to 1203 and encodes 400 amino acids. The transcript is spliced from 2 exons. The record is from RefSeq and is a predicted model, not a curated record. Gene Ontology annotation, molecular function: glycosyltransferase activity.
AUGGUCCCUGUGGUGCCUGUCAGGGUCGUCCGACUCGGAGCCUUGUGCGUCCUCGUUACAGUGACCGUCUUGACAACGAGUUACAUGCUCCUGAACCGUCAUCAUGGCAUCGACGACAAACUCGAACUGCUCGCCUUCACCGACAAUGGCACCGCCUACGCCGUCCAUGACAUCCUGACCCCGUCCUGGACAACCGAACAACUCGUGCCACGAUUCGCCUAUGUCCAGUACGCGACGAACCUGGAGUAUCUAUGCAAUGCGCUCAUCAACUUCACCCUGCUACGUCGUUAUGGUGCCCAGCACGAUCUCGUGCUCAUCCACCCCGAGAAGUGGACGCAAGGGACCUCGAGACAGGCAAAGGCGAUUCGCAAUCUAAAAGAGGCACAUCCCGAGAUUCAGCUUCGCCCCUUUGGCGUCCUCUCCACGACCAAGGGCGAUGCCACAUGGCGUGACAGUCUCACCAAGUGCCACGCCUUUGCUCUGACCGACUAUACGCGCGUCCUUGCCUUCGACUCGGACACGCUCGUCCUCAACUCGAUGGACCACUACUUCCUCGCGCCCCUAGCCGCCGUCGCCGUGCCACGUGCGUACUGGCUGACGACGGCCGCCUCUCCCCAAGACAAAAGUGAGGGUGAGCACGAGAAGCAUGGCAGUGAUAGUGAAAGUGGAACCAGCAUCACCGGCAGCCCCAAACCAACGGCCAAGCCCAAGCCCAAGCAGGCCCCCUCGAUCGCCCAGCAGGUCCUCGGAUCACACGUCAUGCUCCUCGAGCCCGACACGAAGCGCUACGCGCGCAUUGUCGAGAAUGCCGUCACGACGGGCGACUUUGACAUGGAGGUCGUCAACCAUCUCUUCGCCGACAACGCCAUGAUCCUGCCGCACCGCCGCCUCGCCCUGCUGACGGGCGAGUUCCGCCACGCGCCGGACGACCACGCCGCCUACCUCGCCCCCGAUACGGACGAGGAGUGGAAUGCCAUGGCCGAGGUCUCGCGCUCGUACCUCGUCCACUUUAGCGACUGGCCGCUGCCGAAGCCGUGGAAGUCGCGGACCCAGGCGCAGUGGGACGCCGCCCUGCCGGCGUGCGACGAGAACGAGCCGGCCCGGGAUGACAGGCCAAAGUGCGCCGACAGGGUCAUGUGGACGGGUUUCUACGACAUGUACGAUCAAAUGAAGGGUGAGGUGUGCGGGGUGCUCACCUCGUAG